Wickerhamiella sorbophila is the source of this 1797-nucleotide messenger RNA. RefSeq lists its product as hypothetical. The record is from RefSeq and is a predicted model, not a curated record. The transcript has a single exon. NCBI's taxonomy places the organism in Eukaryota, Fungi, Ascomycota, Dipodascomycetes, Dipodascales, Trichomonascaceae. Bases 1 to 1797 code for a protein of 598 amino acids.
AUGGAAUACACUAUGGCCCCAGAGCGGGAGUACCUUAGUGAUACUGCACACUUGAUCAUCUCUGAUCCCGGACAAUUCUCUACGCCAAAACAGCGCUCGCCAGCCUUUGACAUCGCUUCACACAGCCAGUUCUUCAGCACCCCACAGUGGGAUGAGAAACAUAGUGCGUGCAAUGUGAACUUUGCUGGCCUGCCUCUUCUACCUCCCCCUCAGAUAUCCCCCAAAGACUCUUAUCCUGUUGAAAAGUUCAGACCCUCGGACGUAUCAAUGAGCUACCAAUACUCCCCACCCAUUACUCCUAUUGAACAGCUUAUCCCUGAAGACUUGAGCAUGCCUCCCACUGCCCCUAUCCCGUUCGACUUGUACGGAGGAUCCAGCACUUUAUUCUCCUCAAGCAGUCAGACGACACUACAAAUCAGCGGCGUCAAUGUGACGUUAAAAGCAUACUACAGUGAUGUUGUACGCUCGCUCAGUAACACUAAGCCAAUAAUCGACUGCCGUUUGGAGUUGAAAGUGCCAAACUUUGUAUUUGACGAUAGACUGGAUCGGGUCUCUGGCAAUGAGGUGAGAUACUCUAGCGUUGCAGUGGUCUGUGACGAGCUAGUUAAUGCAACACUUGUUGGAAACAACAUAAUUCUAUGGCAGAAUGAUAGUGUUGUCCGCACAAUUAGCACGACUCGCGAUAUCAGCUCCCUGUUCCAUGACGAGACCUCCAAGACAAUACACUUUCAAUUUGUUGACGGUCAGAAAUUCGACCUGAAACUGCUCCAUCGCGACGACAUGAACUCCUGGUUGCAGUGUCUGCUCAACCCCUUUGUGCGUAUACGCACAGGAAAUAAUACCUUAUUUACUGCCCCUGCUAAUUCAUCUCAAGAUUUGCUCUCGCCGUUCAGCAUAUCAUAUACCCCGCGGAAACAGCUGAAUCUUGUGCUAAUUCUACCUCAUCCUGAGCUUUUGGGGGUUCCUAUCGGUGCCCUGGAGGGCAUGGUGUCCACUGCCUUGGGCAACAUGGGCCUGUUCGAUCGCCUCGCCGUAUCAUUCUAUGGAUUUGCCGAAGAGAUCACCACCGGUUUCCACAGGUAUGGCUCGGCAAUCUGGCAAAACGGUACCUGGCUCAAAAAUCUACUUUACGAUGCCAAAGACCGAAACAUUCUUCCGAGCAAACAAAGCAGUGUUUGGAAUGCAUCACAAAUGGUCAACAGUGACAAAGUUUCGUCAAACGCCGAAGACAGUGUCUACGCCAUUGCCCUUGUGAGCACCGGACAUGACAAUACCAGUACACCAGAAUCAAUGCAGCUACCGUGCAAAAUUGUUGGGUCGUUUUACAGCAUCUCAGUCAACGGAACUGCAGCAAGCUCUAUUGAGCAUCUGGCCAUGCGGUCGAACGGAGGAUUCACCGACGCCAAAACUUUUGAAGACGCCAAAGACGUGCUGGCUGACUUUGUACAGUCAGAGCGCUGCUGCGUGGAUACUAAUGUGGGAAUUGGGAUCAAACUGAACGGAAAUGCCACGAUCCGUUCGCUGUCCUUGCGGCGCGGCAACUACGACGAGUUCGAUGUUGACCAAGUGAAACAGCCCAUGGGAAGUAGGGCUCUAUGUCCUAUUGGCCACAUUCGGGAAAACGAAACAUACUGCUUAGAUCUGCAAAUUGAGGCAGAUCCUAAUACAAUUGGCGGAGCCGUCGCAUCUUUUGAAGCAUUUUUGAAGCGAGGGUGGUCUCCCAACCCUGAAAAUCAGAGUGCACCUGUUCAAAUACAAACGUUUGUAGAGGCCAUGCCUUUCUAUAGAACCAACUAA